This is a messenger RNA of Psammomys obesus (fat sand rat), 534 nucleotides long. Its product is annotated as disks large homolog 5-like. The transcript is spliced from 4 exons. The record is from RefSeq and is a predicted model, not a curated record. Lineage: Eukaryota; Metazoa; Chordata; Mammalia; Rodentia; Muridae. Bases 1 to 534 code for a protein of 177 amino acids.
AUGGAGGAGGGCAGUGGGGAGACACCAUCCCCCACAAAGCUCCCCUCCAAGAAGCAGGUGAAGAAGGAAAUGGACAGGUUGACCACUCAGCUGCAGCUGAUGACCAUGGAGAAAAAUUUGCUGAGAGAUCGCCUGAUCCUCAUCACAGAUGGAUCCUUGGACAAUAGGCCCUACUACAGGCCAAAUCCUUUCUAUGAAAGACUGAUGACACAGCAUAAACAGGUGAUAUUGGACCUGCAGACCUUAGAGCAGGAGCACACUGAAGCCUCACAGAACCUCAAGGAGCUCGACAAGGAGACUGGCUUCUAUUGCAACCUCCACAGCCGGCUCCUGAUGGAACAGGCUCAGUUGAAGAAGAAGGUGGACAUGAUGACACAGGACAAUGAGAUGGCACAAGAGAAUCGGGUCCUGCUAAAACACCAGUUGGCAGAAAUGCAGCAGAUUUUUAAGGACCAAGAGGAGGAGACCAGUGACCUCCAGACACAGCAACUAGACAAGGUCUGGAACCAUUUGCCUACUGGACUCUUUGUCUGA